Messenger RNA from Kwoniella botswanensis, 4605 nucleotides. RefSeq lists its product as uncharacterized. Gene Ontology annotation, cellular component: TORC1 complex; cytoplasm. Lineage: Eukaryota; Fungi; Basidiomycota; Tremellomycetes; Tremellales; Cryptococcaceae. The transcript has 14 exons. Bases 1 to 4605 code for a protein of 1534 amino acids. Gene Ontology annotation, biological process: positive regulation of cell growth; positive regulation of protein serine/threonine kinase activity; TOR signaling. Gene Ontology annotation, molecular function: protein binding; protein-macromolecule adaptor activity. The record is from RefSeq and is a predicted model, not a curated record.
AUGGCAGAGCCACCUUCACUUCCUUACGCCCGAGAUGAAGGGUCGACCUCUCAACCCCACUCGGCCUACCCUGCCUAUCCUGUCGAAGCGUACGAGCCACACGAAGGAUUUCUAGAUGAGAUCGAAGAGGAACAUACAGAGAUAUCGGCUGCGUUGCAGUAUUGGGCAGCGAAGAGACAUAGAGGGAAGGGGAAAGCUAAAGAGGAUGAGAAUGAUCUGUCAACAAUGAAAUCAUGGAGAUUGAAAUCAAAGUUGAAGACUGUAACAGCAGGAUUAUUCAUCUGUCUAAAUAUAGGUGUAGAUCCUCCUGAUAUAGUCAAAACGAAUCCAUGUGCAAAGACGGAAUGCUGGAUUGAUCCUACUCAGCUACCUUCGAAUAAAGCUAUAGAAGCUAUAGGCAGGAACCUACAUCAACAAUUCGAGACCUUGAAUCCCAAAGUCAAAUACAAACCUUUCCUAGACCCAUCGAUUGAAGAGACGAAGAAGCAAUGUGUGAAUAUGCGUAGAUCAGCUAAAGAUGAGAGAGUGGUAUUUUACUAUAAUGGUCAUGGUGUACCUAAACCUACACCUUCGGGGGAGAUAUGGGUCUUCAAUAAGAACUAUACACAGUAUAUUCCUGUUAGUCUGUAUGAUCUGCAGGAAUGGCUGGGAUCGCCCUGCAUCUACGUAUGGGAAUGUUCAGGUGCCGGAAACAUCCUCAACAACUUUGCCAAAUCUGCCGAAAGAAGGGAUAACGAAGCUCGAGCUGCUCAAGCGCAAGCUGGUCAUGCGGAGGGUUUACCAGGUUCACCUUAUUCUGAAGCUUUACACUUAGCCGCUUGUCAAGCCAAUCAGAUUUUACCAAUGUCACCGGAUCUACCAGCAGAUCUCUUCACAUGUUGUCUUACCUCACCUAUAGAAACUGCUCUGAGACAUUUUGUUUUACAAGAUCCUUUACGACGGAAUGGUGGGCUAGAUCCGAAUGACCCCAGGUCGAGGAUAACGGUAGAUAUGGUCAUGCGUAUACCUGGUGAUUUGAAGGAUCGACGUACACCUCUAGGAGAACUCAGUUGGAUAUUUACCGCCGUCACCGAUACGAUAGCUUGGUUAUCUUUCCCUAGAGAGGUCUUCAAUCGACUUUUCAGACAGGAUCUACUAGUUGCUGGGUUAUUUAGGAAUUUUUUGCUGGCCCAAAGGAUAAUGUCGGCUUAUCACUGUACACCGACCUCUAUACCUGAAAUUCCCUCAGCACAUAAUCACCCUCUAUGGCAUUCUUGGGAUUUAGCUGUAGACGCAUGUUUAGCGCAGUUACCUGAGCUCUUAGAUUUAGAAGCCGCAAGGGAAGCAGGUCAGUCGAAUAUACCUCCCCUGAGCGUAUAUAGACCAUCAACAUUCUUCGCUCAACAUCUUCAAGCUUUCGAAGUCUGGCUACAACAUGGUGGAGCAGUACCUAAUCGACUCGCGCCAAGACCCAAAAAGGGUGUACCAAUACCUCGCUCUCCUCCUGAACAAUUACCUAUCGUCCUUCAAGUCCUGUUAUCCCAAUCGCAUCGAUUACGAGCUUUGAUUUUGAUAUCGCGUUUUGUCGAUCUCGGUCCAUGGGCAGUCCACCUUUCGCUAUCUAUCGGAAUAUUCCCUUAUGUCCAGAAACUCCUCGCGUCACCUGCAGUAGAGCUCAAACCGGUGCUGAUCUAUAUCUGGGCUAGGAUACUAGCUAUUGAUCGAUCAUGUCAAAUGGACUUACUUCGAGAUUCGGGAUUCACCUAUUUCACACAGAUACUCGCGCCAUACCCCCAAGCUGGAUCGCUCGUCAUCCCCAAUGCGAACGAACAUCGCGCAAUGUCAGCUUUCAUCUUAUCCAUCCUAUGUCGGAAUUUCCGUGUGGGGCAAACGGCCUGUCUCGGUGUACAAGUCUUCGACUCGUGUGUAGCUAGAUUAGGCGAAGACGAUUGGUUAUUGAAGACUUGGUGUUUACUCUGCAUAGCGCAAUUAUGGGCAGAUUACGAUGAAGCGAAAGCUCUCUUCAUGCAAUCUCAAAGACAGAACGAACUCCUAGGAGCACUUAGAAGUACCGCUGUAGAAGUCAGAGCAGCAGCUUUAUAUGCCUUUGGAACAUUAUUGGGAGCAUCGAGCGCUCCUAUAGAAAGCACCGAUGCGAAAGGUGGAGGAGGUACUGGAGCUCAAUUGGGGUUAAGUGAUAUACAGCAAUUAGAAAUUGAAGCGGGAUUAGCAUUCGCCUGUAUGAUGUCUGUGAAAGAGGAUGCUUCGCCGAUGGUUCGAAAGGAGUUAGUCGUAGUGAUCAGUUGUGUGGUAAGGGAGUGGAGAGGUUGGUUGGUUUCUGCCGCAUGGGCGUACUACGAACAGGAAUCAUAUCUCUCUCGAACGGAGCGACAAUCGAAUGGAACGCAUAUCGAAGAGGAGGAAGAAGAUAUAGUAUCUGAAGCGUUAAAAGAAUGGACUUCGAACGAAGAUAAAGAACCUCACGAACAUCAACAUAAUCUCACCCUGCUCAGUUCGUUCAAGGUACUUUUCGAAACGCUAUUGGAUCUUUCGGUGGACCCACAUACGGAAGUCGCUCUGAUGGCUUCGACAGUGGUAGAUUACAUUAUAGCUUUAUUGGUUGAUUCGGCAUUUACAAGAGUCAAAGGUUCAGCUGUAAGAAAUCUAUUGAAGAGACAUUACUCCUCUAAUCGUCCCAGAACAUUAUCUAGACAGGUCUCAGCAGCCUUUUCAGAAGGCGGUAAAUAUCCUAAUGGACCUUUGACCAACUCCACUCAACUCAAACCUCCUCAAAUGCAACGAAGUAAUACGAAUGUUUCUGAAACGGGCAGUGGAUCCAGUUCGUUGAAACGAAGUGGAAGCGUUGCGAAUGCCCUAAGGAGUUUGGCAAGUAUGACUGGUCUAGUUGUUCCUCCCGAUUCACCUGAUUCGAUCAAUUCUCAAAAAGAGAAAGAAAAUGAAUUUAUGAAAAUCACUCAACCGAAAAUACCCUUAUCAGAGACUAGUGGAGGGUAUAAAUCACCUUAUCCUGAUCAUGGCCACGAACGUAUAUUACCUUCUUCUCCUGCUCCUGGUCCGGGUCCAAACGGACCGUCCAGGAGUAGAUCAGCUUAUGGGUCUGCCUUACCUCGAUCCGCUACUGCUGGUACAGGCGGAUUAGUAAAAGCUUCAAGUGUGUUAGAAGCUUUGACGGCAGAAGAUAUGGAGAGAUUACAUUUUAGAAGAUCGAAAGGAUCGGAAGCUAAUACGGAUAUUGAUGGAAGGUUUGGGAAUAAUGGAUUACCUCGAUCGCACGAUUUGGGUUUGGGAAUGGUAGCGAAAGAAGUGAAAGAUGAUGUUUUGCCGCUUAGGAGUGGGUUCUUCGAUUGGGCAAUGGAGUAUUUCAGAGAACCGCAGAUGAAGGCACCUGACGCGGACGAACCUGGCUCGACGAUUUACAACGAACAAGCUUGGAAACACCUUAGGAACGAGCAGAUGGUAGAAGAUAGUCGAGCUGCAGAGGGAUAUGCAGCCACACACGUAUGGAACGUCGAAGCUGGUACUUUGCAGAAUGAUUCAUGGCCAUUACAAUUGGCUUUCCACUCUUAUGACCCUGUGAUAGCCGUUACGGACGAUGCUGAUAAUGUCUGUAUAUGGGAUUGGCAAUCAAAGAGGAGAUUAAACAAGUUUAGUAAUCAGAAUAUACCUGGAAGUAGCAUCUCUUCGGUUCAUUUCAUUAAUGAGAUGGCGAGUAGUUUGAUGCUCACUGCUUCGACCGAAGGAAGUAUCAGGAUUUUCCGAGAUUACGAGACACCCAACGAAACUGCGCUGGCAUCUACCUUCCGGGCAGUAUCGGAGAUACAUCCCGUAGCUCACAGUAGUGGUGUAUUGACUGCUUGGGAGCAGCAGAAAGGACAUUUGUUAGUUGGAGGGGAUAUGAAAGUGGUCAGGUUGUGGGAUGCUACUGUAGAGAGACAUCUGAGGGACAUCGCUACUCAAGCCGGAGCGAAUCUGACGGCGAUAGCUUCGGACGAACCCGAAGGGAAUGUAUUCGUCGCAGGAUUUGGAGAUGGAGUAGUCAGGUUGUUCGAUAAGCGUGCGGAAGAUGCUGGCGAGGUCGUAUUGAGGACCUGGAGACAGCAUAAGAUCUGGAUACAGAGUGUACAUCUGCAGAGAGGUAGUAUGAGGGAGUUGGUUACUGGAAGUAUGGAUGGUGAAGUCCGAGUGUGGGACGUGAGAAAACCUGAUGAACCGCUGUAUACUAUACCGAGAAGGGACGAGGGUCUGAUGGCUUUGGCCGUACAUACCGGAGCGUCUGUCCUGGCUAGGACAUCCGGCUUGACUUCGCAUUCGACAAGACAAGAAUUAGAAAUUACAGGGUUCAGUGAUCCCUUACAUCCGAUCCGAUUGGCUAAAUUGAACUUACCGACUUCACCGGCGUAUAAUAACCCUCUACAUAGUCAUAGGAUCAAUGGGUUUAUGCCUAGCGCCGCUUCUCUGGUAUUCCAUCCUGUUGAAAUGAUGAUCGCCGCAGGUGGCUUCGAUGCCUCUGGAACAGUAAGAUUAUAUAAAUGUCCCACACCCAAAUCUGCCAUCGCUACGUGGGAACAGAUGAAUGGGAAUGGGAGUGUUAGUAAUUUCAACUAG